AUGCUCAGAAAAUUCUGCGUCAUUCCCGUCAUACUUAGUCUCAAUGAUACCUAUACCAAACCUCCACCGGAAGUGGAUCAGAACUUAACUAUCUUCAUUGGGAUUUUGACCAUUUAUGAGAAAAUCGAGGUUAGGGAGUGUAUUCGCAAGGUGUAUACACACAAUAAUGACGCUCUGGCACGGUAUCUCGGAGUCAAGAAAUCUCCCGUGACGAUUAGGUUUAUCUUGGGACUGACUAAGGAUGAAAAUAAAGAUAAACUGGAGGAAGAAUCUAAACUGUACGGGGAUAUUGUUAUUUUGAAUAUUACAGAAAACAUGAACGAAGGGAAGACAUUUGAAUAUUUCAAAUGGUUUGCUAAGCAUAGGAAUGAUAUUUAUCUAGUCAAAACCGACGAUGACUCUUUCAUUCACCUUAUUCACUACUAUCGUGACCUUCAAGACUUACCGAGAAAACGUGCGUACUAUGGUGGUGUAUACGGUGGCAAUAAUCUAGAUGAUAGUAGUACAUACUCGUAUAUUGGAGGUGCGGGAUAUACACUCUCUCGCGACCUCGUUAUAGACAUUGUUGGUUCAGACUGGGUUAGUUUAAAUGUUAAGGGUACUGAGGAUAUGGUAGUGGGUGAUUGGAUAUGUCAUGUGGCCAAAGAAAAGAAGUACUUUGUGCACUAUGUCGGCUAUUCAGUAUGGUGGUCCAUCCGUCAAAAUCCAUUCCAUGACUUUUAUGAAGAUCUGGACCUCCACUCCCUUGGUGAGACCAUCUUGAUCCAUCAAAUAAAAAGCAUUGAGAAAUGGAAUGCCAUGAAGGAUGUGUACACCAAAUAUGAAGAUGGAUUGCCAACACUCAGUAUAAUUCAGAAUUCAACGGCCAAUGACCUGGUUACAAAGAGGGAGAUUAUUCCAAAAUGCUGGGAAAAAGAACAG
Molecule: messenger RNA, 921 nt
Organism: Dentiscutata erythropus
Lineage: Eukaryota; Fungi; Glomeromycota; Glomeromycetes; Diversisporales; Gigasporaceae
Source: the annotation of a GenBank genome assembly